CAUAUGUUUUUCCGGCUGCUUUGCUAUUUCAAAAGAAAAUAGUAAUCGAGCGUUUUAACCAAAAAUUGGAAUACAAAAAUAAAUAAAAUUCAUACAGUAAAAACGCUAUUAAGAAUUGUUCAUUCAGUCAUGGCGUCAUCUUUUCUGCGUCCUAAUAUUUUAUCGCGUCAUUUAAAACGGCCAUUUUAUCAAAACAAACGUAACUCUGGAUAUGUAGUUCUGAUCCCAGAGAUAGGUGAAGAUGCAGACAGAAGUACACUGCUCUCAGAGAAUGGCUUGCCGGAAUUCACUGAUUUAACCAUUGAAAAAUGCAUCGCCACAAUCAGCAAACAAAGCUUGGAGUAUGAAAAUGGAGUCAGACAAAUCGAGGAGUCUUGCAUAAACUGCAAAAAUGCAUUUGUGGAAAUUUUUCAGCCUCUUGAAAAACUAGAUAGCCAAUUAGAACUGACAUGGGGGAUGGCAAAAGCCUUGUACUUGGGGAACAGUUCUUUGAUGCCCACAAAGUCCUACAUACAAAUACACGAAAGAGCUCACAAAGCUAGAUCAUCAAAAUUUAAUAGCAUUCCAAUUUACUAUGCUGCUGUUGAAGAAAAAAACCGUUUGAAAAAACUUACAGAUGAGGAACAGAGGCUUUUAGACAAAUACAUAUUAGAAGGCAAACUUAAUGGUCUUGAUGUCAAAGGUGCGAAACGUGAUAGACUCGACAAUAUCUUAAAUGAACUACAAAAACAAAGAAGUACAAUAAGACAAAAGGUUUCUGUUGCUACUAAAGUGUUUAGUAGCAUUAUAAAUAAUGAGUUAGUAGCCAAAGAGUUUCCCGAAAGUCUUGCAAAAGUAAUGUCUAUUAACCAUGAAGCAGAUAAGGGCCCUUGGAAAAUAACAUUACAACCGCACAUCUAUGAACCAUUUAUGCAGUACUGCCCUGAUAGAAGCUUAAGGUGGAAUGCAUGGCAAGCACAUGUACAACGAUGUUCAGGAUAUACUAACAAGGACUUUGAAACCAGCACAAAUAUAGAAAAGUUAAGGGGUUACAGAUCAGAACAAGCAUUUAUAUUGGGUUAUGAUUCAUUUGUUGAUAUGAGUAUGGAAACGAAAAUGGCUGGAUCCUUAGAAAAUGUUAUUAAUGUUCUUGAUAAUCUUCUAACAACGGCUCGACCAAUGCAGGAAGUUGAACUUGAUACAUUACAGAAUUAUGCUAACGACAGAGGUUUCGAUUCAAAAUUAGAGCAUUGGGAUAUCCCAUACUGGCAAAGAAAACAAAAAUGGUCUCUCUACAGUUUUGACGAGAACAAAAUCCGCGAAUACUUUCCACUACCCAAAGUUAUUAACAGCCUUUUCAAUUUGUGUAGUAACCUCUUCAAAAUACAAAUCGUUGAAAGGUCUGACACGCACACUUGGCAUAAGGAUGUAAAAUAUUACGAUAUUUACGAUGAAACGUAUAACAAACCUGUAGCUGGAUUCUAUCUGGAUCCCUAUGCCAGAGAAGACGAAAAGAUUCGCGUGUACGAUGACGCAGGAUGGCAUGUAUCGAUCCGCCAAAAGAAUUUUGCCACGUCCACACAACCUCUCUCUGCUCUGAUUUUUAAUUUCCAACCGCCGUCUGAUGGAAAACAGUCUUUAUUAACAUUCAAGGAAGUGAGCGCGUUGUUCCAAAGAUUUGGGCACGCACUCCGACAUUUACUCACGACUGCAAACUAUUCCGAAGUAGCUGGAUUGUCCAACGUAGAAUGGGAUGCGGCGGAAGUGUGCGGACAAGUGAUGACGCAUUGGCUCUACGACCAACACACUGUCCAGUCAAUCAGUGGCCACUAUAGAACUGAUGAACCGUUGCCAGAAGAGAUAAUCCAAAAUUUGCAGAACAUUAGAAGACAUAUGGCGGGUUACGAUUUAUGCAAAGAAUUGUAUCUCUCGCGAUUGGAUUUAGAAUUGCACUCGAAAAAGACUUUCUGGAGGGAUGUUGUAAUGGAACUCUGGCCAAAAUAUAAUGUGUUGCCGUUCGAUAAAUACGACUCCCACCUUCUUUCGUUCACGAAAAUAUUUUCCGAGGAAUGGGGGGCUGCGUACUACUGCCAUUUGUGGUCGAAAAUGAUCGCCGCUGACAUUUAUAGCGCUUUCGACGAAGCCAGAGAGAGCAAUCAAGAUAUUUUAACCAUCAGUAGAAGAUAUAGAGAUACUUUCUUAGCGACUGGAGGUAGUUGCCACCCAAGCGAGGUGUUCAGAAGGUUCCGCGGUAGAGAUCCGUCGCCUCAUGCAUUGUUGAACAAUCUUGGGCUCACGAAAAAGAACGUAAAUGAAUAGAAUGACGUAGUAAAUUCAUGAUUGUAUAUUAUAAUUUAAUAAUUACUAUUAUAGUGUUUAA
Molecule: messenger RNA, 2359 nt
Organism: Pararge aegeria (speckled wood butterfly)
Lineage: Eukaryota; Metazoa; Arthropoda; Insecta; Lepidoptera; Nymphalidae
Product: probable cytosolic oligopeptidase A
Exons: 2
Coding region: 130-2298 (722 amino acids)
Biological process (GO): proteolysis; peptide metabolic process
Molecular function (GO): metalloendopeptidase activity
Source: RefSeq, a predicted model, not a curated record